Mesorhabditis spiculigera is the source of this 330-nucleotide messenger RNA. NCBI's taxonomy places the organism in Eukaryota, Metazoa, Nematoda, Chromadorea, Rhabditida, Rhabditidae. The record is from the annotation of a GenBank genome assembly.
AUGGUUGUUGAGAUCAUCCAUCCAGGACGCCCGUCCGUUUCCAAGGACGAGAUCCGCGACAAGAUCGCCCACAUCUACAAGACGACCAAGGACCUCGUUAUCGCCUACGGAUUCCGGUGCCAAUAUGGAGGUGGCCGCAGCGCAGGCUUCGCCCUCGUCUACGACUCCAUGGAUUUCUGCAAGAAGUUCGAGCCCAAGCACCGAUUGAUCCGAUUCGGACUUGCUACCAAGAAGGAGAAGGGUGGCAGGAAACAACGCAAGGAGAAGAAGAACAGGAUGAAGAAGGUCCGAGGAACCAAGAAGGCCGCCGCCGGCACCGCCGCCAAGAAA